Parnassius apollo (apollo) is the source of this 315-nucleotide messenger RNA. The record is from the annotation of a GenBank genome assembly. Lineage: Eukaryota; Metazoa; Arthropoda; Insecta; Lepidoptera; Papilionidae.
AUGACGCGGCUAAACCGUCGUCGGAAUGACGCGGCUUUGGGGUUGCUGGGCAACCUUCCUACUGCAGGGGAUAUGCUUACGUUGCGCUGGGUUGAAGAGCUGGCGCGUGAAGCACAAAUGUUUGCCAAUCAGUGUUCUCCACCAUACUUUCCAGAGGAAAAGGACCUGUGUCGGGAUUUAUAUUCAACCACAGUGGGCCAGAACGUAGCGUCAGUGGUAGGCGAGGCGCCCGGUCUGCGGGUCGAGUCCAUGGUCGACUUGUGGUACAUGCAGGGUAAACACUAUAGAGGCAACGUCACCGCGUUCGUAUCGUAA